AUGCCCUGCGUUUGUGGGGCCUGUGGAGUCGCAGAGGAGCAACAGAGUCUACAGAUUCUGGUUGACACCGGAAGCAGUAACUUCGCCGUGGCGGGCGCUCCCCACUCCUACAUAGACUCCUACUUUGACUCAGAGAGGUCCAGCACAUACCGCUCCAAGGGUUUUGACGUCACUGUAAAGUACACUCAAGGCAGCUGGACAGGUGUGGUGGGAGAGGACCUGGUCACCAUCCCCAAAGGCUUCAACAGUUCUUUUCUUGUCAACAUUGCCACUAUUUUUGAGUCUGAGAAUUUCUUUUUGCCGGGGAUUAAGUGGAAUGGAAUCCUGGGGCUUGCCUACGCCACCCUGGCCAAGCCGUCAAGUUCGCUGGAAACCUUCUUUGAUUCCCUGGUGGCCCAAGCGAAGAUCCCCGACGUUUUCUCCAUGCAGAUGUGCGGGGUUGGAUUGCCAGUGGCCGGAUCUGGUACCAACGGAGGUAGUCUUGUCCUGGGUGGGAUUGAACCAAGUUUAUAUAAAGGAGACAUCUGGUAUACCCCCAUCAAGGAGGAGUGGUACUACCAAAUAGAGAUUCUGAAACUGGAAAUUGGAGGCCAGAGCCUUAACCUGGACUGCCGGGAGUACAACGCAGACAAGGCCAUUGUGGACAGCGGCACCACGCUGCUGCGCCUGCCCCAGAAGGUGUUUGAUGCCGUGGUGGAAGCCGUGGCCCGCACAUCCCUGAUUCCAGAAUUCUCGGACGGCUUUUGGACCGGGGCCCAGCUGGCAUGCUGGACGAAUUCGGAAACCCCUUGGUCCUAUUUCCCCAAGAUCUCCAUCUACCUGCGGGAGGAGAACUCCAGCCAGUCCUUCCGGAUCACCAUCCUGCCGCAGCUUUACAUUCAGCCCAUGAUGGGGGCUGGCCUGAAUUAUGAGUGCUACCGAUUCGGCAUCUCACCUUCCACCAACGCGCUGGUGAUCGGGGCGACAGUGAUGGAGGGCUUCUAUGUGGUCUUUGACAGAGCUCGGAAGAGACUGGGCUUCGCUCUAAGCCCAUGCUCAGAGAUCGCAGGGGUUCCAGUGUCAGAAAUUUCCGGACCCUUCUCCACGGAUGACAUUGCCAGCAACUGCGUCCCGGCCCCGUCUUUGAAUGAGCCCGUCCUGUGGAUUGUCUCGUACUCCCUGAUGAGCGCGUGCGGGUUUAUCCUCCUCGUCCUCAUCCUGCUGCUGCUGCUCCCCUGUCCCUGCCGCCACGCACCCCGUGACCCCGAGGCUGUCAACGACGAGUCCUCGCUCGUCAGGCACCGCUGGAAGUGACGGCGCGCCAUCUUGAACUCAGCUGUCCUGAGAAGGACACGGGCCGGGGACACGCCUGGAUGCCGGUCAGGCUGCUUCCUCGGUCCCUGAGUCGGGGUUCUGCUUCCAAUGCCUUCCAGAUUCACUGUAUCUUGAUUAUUCUUGAUUUAAAAGCUUCCGGUCCUUCUUUCUUCCUUCCGAGAGAGAUGAUAAUAAAAAAGGAACCACCUGAAUCUAAA
Messenger RNA from Dipodomys ordii (Ord's kangaroo rat), 1511 nucleotides. It is a transcript of the gene Bace2, whose product is annotated as beta-site APP-cleaving enzyme 2. Bases 1 to 1293 code for a protein of 430 amino acids. The transcript is spliced from 9 exons. The record is from RefSeq and is a predicted model, not a curated record. NCBI's taxonomy places the organism in Eukaryota, Metazoa, Chordata, Mammalia, Rodentia, Heteromyidae. Gene Ontology annotation, molecular function: aspartic-type endopeptidase activity. Gene Ontology annotation, biological process: membrane protein ectodomain proteolysis; amyloid-beta metabolic process. Gene Ontology annotation, cellular component: membrane; endosome; trans-Golgi network.